Linum trigynum is the source of this 1029-nucleotide messenger RNA. The record is from the annotation of a GenBank genome assembly. NCBI's taxonomy places the organism in Eukaryota, Viridiplantae, Streptophyta, Magnoliopsida, Malpighiales, Linaceae.
CUGAGAAGAUAGAGAGACGUGGAUGGUUUUGAAUCCCUGGUUGUCUUAGAAUUGGCCUCUUCUCCCUCCAGCGUGUGCACUCCACUCCACUCAGAUCCUUCCCUCAUCGUCCAUCUGAGAAAGGUAACGCAAUUAGAGUGAAAUCCCAACUCCUCGAUUUGUUAUCUGCUCCUCUUCUCUUCGGUUUUGGGUUUUAGGCGGCGGCAUUCGAAUUUCUGGCUCCGUUCUGAUAUCAAUCCCGCCAAGCUCGGCCUCACCACCGCUCAGCCGCCCUCGCCCUGGCGCUGCUGCUGGUUCAAAAUCAAAUGCUAAGCCUAGGAGGAGGAAGAUCAUAUUACUCAUCUCCUUCCGCAGCUACCACUAUCAACAAUCCAAUUUCAUCGCACCUGUUCUCCCGGCGGCGGAAUAGGCCGGAGCCUCGAUAUGGCCGCAAAUUCAAAGCUUCCGUUAUGGGGAUCAUGCGCUACACAUCUUCAUCUGCAGUAGUUGAGCGAGUUGCUGGUAGGAGGACUUGGAUCAGUUGUGUACUGGCGUUAACAGAAGAGAACGUUGAGAAGGUAUUGGAUGAGGUUCGGCCUGGACUAAUGGCCGACGGCGGCAACGUUGCUCUCCACGAGAUCGACGGCCUGGUCGUUGUUUUAAAACUGCAGGGAGCCUGUGGGUCGUGCCCCAGCUCUGCCAUGACCCUCCAGAUGGGGAUCGAAACCCGGCUUCGUGACAAGAUCCCCGAGAUCAUGGCUGUCGAGCAGAUCCGUGACACAGAAACCGGGUUGGAAUUGAACGAAGACAAUGUCGAGAAGAUUCUGUCUGAAAUCCGGCCUUACUUGGGAGGGACUGGAGGAGGGGAGCUUCAGUUGCUUGGCAUUGAUGACUACUUAGUCCGGGUUCGGCUCACAGGGCCUGCGGCAGGGGUGACGACUGUUCGUGUUGCUCUGACUCAGAAGCUUAGAGAGAAGAUACCUUCAAUUGCAGCCGUUCAGCUCACAGAUUGAAACCCCCUUCCCUCGAUGUUCCUUUUAAAUUGUGUAA